AUCAGUUCCAGACACAGUUCAAGCCUUCAAGGGAUCGAUUCAAGUCAACGGCGCCAGCCAGCGAGCUCCGGCUUCGAUUCAAGCGAGCGGCGGGGCGGCCGGUCCGCCGAAGAGCAGCUGCGCGAUACGCACCGGCGGCGACUGGGACGGAUUCAUGGAGGUCGUGAUGGGGUUGCUGUUGAGGCUCAUCCUCAAGGUCGGGGAUCUGCUCGUCGGCGAGUACAAGCUGCAGAGAGGGGUCAAGGGGGAGAUCAUGUUCCUCCACCCUGAGCUCGAGAGCAUGCAGGGGGCGCUCAAGGAGAUUGCCACUGCUCCUCCGAACCAGCUCUGCGAGCAGGACAAGAUCUGGGCCAGCGAGGUGCGGGAGCUCUGCUACGACAUCGAGGACAGCAUCGAUACCUUCGUGGUGCGUUGCACGGGCGGCGCGCCGGCAGGGCCGCCGGACGGCAUGUGGGCGUUCAUCAGUCGGAGCCUGGAUCUGCUGACGAGGCUCCGGAUCCGCCGUCAGGUCGCCGCCGACAUCCGAGACAUCAAGAGGCGUGUGGUUGAGGCCGGCGAGCGGCGCAAGAGGUACAGGGUCGAUAUGGCUAGGCCUGCUGCUGCUGUCGAUCCUCGUUUGUUGGCGCAUUACAGGAAGGAGACAGAGCUUGUUGGGAUUGAUGAGGCUAGAGAUGAGGUGAUCAGCAUUCUGAUGGAAAGGGAUGAUCAGGUGGCCAACCAGCAUGGCAAGGGGGUUUCCAUUGUUGGAUUUGGGGGCUCGGAAAGACGACCCUUGCUAAUGCAGUGUAUGAAAAGCUCAAGGAAAAUUUUGAUUGCUGGGCGUUUGUUUCGGUGUCUCAAACUCCUGGCAUGAGGAAAUUUUUCAUAUUUUUUGCAUAGUUUUUACGUUGCGUUAGCCUGUUGUUUGUUAGCCUAGCUUGUUUGCCUUGAUCGUCAUGUGUGCCGGUGAGACGUCAGAGCAUAGUUGCCAGUGUGCAUGGUCGCCGUUCUCUUUCUUUCUAAUGAAUAUAGGCCAACUGAUGUAGCAUUUCAUUGCUC
Messenger RNA from Panicum virgatum (switchgrass), 1038 nucleotides. RefSeq names its product disease resistance protein Pik-2-like. Lineage: Eukaryota; Viridiplantae; Streptophyta; Magnoliopsida; Poales; Poaceae. The coding region runs from base 155 to 853 and encodes 232 amino acids. The transcript has 2 exons. The record is from RefSeq and is a predicted model, not a curated record.